Messenger RNA from Chilo suppressalis (striped riceborer), 3181 nucleotides. The record is from the annotation of a GenBank genome assembly. NCBI's taxonomy places the organism in Eukaryota, Metazoa, Arthropoda, Insecta, Lepidoptera, Crambidae.
AACGGGAGAACUUCAACAAAAAAAAAGAAAAAAAAAUUAUUUCAAAUAACAUUUUUCAAGUUUCAGCAGAAAAUUCAGGAUUCUCAGUUCAGCACCGUUAAAAUGAAUCUUAAUGACAAAAAAUAUCAGCCCCAAUAAGCGAUAGCUUCAUAGCAUAGAGUGAUGGGAUAAUUUCAUUGUGUUUUAUAGAUAAAAUGAGCUUACAAGAUAGAGUAAAACCAAUUCUCAAAUUCAUGAAAAUCUUUAGCUUAUGUAGUGGUAGUGGUUUAUUUGUUGCGUACCACAUACGCCAAACCUGUAAAUCUAUGUCAAGCAUAGUAAACUCAAACGUACUGGACAGAGAAAGAAAACACACUCCGGAAUAUAUUUAUAUCGAUGACCCUUCAUACGGCGCUACAGUUUUAUUAGAGCAGGAUAGAGAGAACAAACAGUCAGUUGGUUUAGCUCGGAUCUGGAAGAGCCUGAAGCAUUCUUUGGCUUGGCGCCUACUCUGGUUGUGCAGACACGGAAAUAAAGAACAAAGGAAUAUAGCUUUAGAACAAUUAGCAGCAUUCAAAAAUAAUAAGAUCUGGGAUUGCUUGAAACUCGCCCAAGCAUUAGACAAAAAUACAGCUGUCCUUUUGGCACGGACACAAGGGGCUGAUCUAAGAUAUUUUCUACCUCCACCAAUUUAUGUACGCCGGGCAGCACUUACUCCAGAAUUAUUCUCAUUCAAACUCAAGGAUAUGAUAUCAACAGUUCAAAUGAUUAAUCCUCAUAGUUGUAUACAACAUUUUCUUUCAAAACAUUUUCUGAAUGUUCAAGAACAAGCCAUGGAAGCAGACAGUGUUCCCACUAAACCACACAGUAUUAGUGAGCGUGAUCUUUGUAUUUUAUGCCUCGAUGCCCUUCAUCAUCAUGUAAGUUUAUUUCAUUGUAAAAACUAUGAAGAAGACAUUUCUGCAAAGGCAUUGAUCUCUACAGGCCUAUUGCCAAAGCUGGCAGAGCUACUGCUGCGAUAUCAAUAUGAUGCAGAUAUAGAUUUAGCUGUCCUUAGAAUUCUUACUGUUUUAAGUGUGCAUUCAAAUUUAUUAUUUGAAUUUUUCCAAUGUGGGCUUAUCAGAGAACUAUCACGCCUUUUAAGAUCUAAUGAUGUUCGUCUUUCCAGUUCUGCUGCCGUUUGCUUAGCAAAUUUAUCUGGAGAGCAUUGUUUUAGACCUGGGUUGUAUCUUUUGCACCCUCUUUACAGAACAACCACUCCUCAUACAUGUGAUACUCUUUUGGUUCAUGGCUUAAGAGGUGGUGUGUUUGUUACUUGGAGACAACGAGACAGAAAAUGUGCAGAGCCAAUUGGUAUUAUAGAUGUUACGAUUUCAGAAGUUGAUUGCGAAUCAUGUGUUAAAGAAACAGAUAUGAGCUCACAGUAUCUAGAUCCAGAGUUUAAGCAAGUUGUGGAGGACAUUAUAGAGAUGGAAGAUGAGGCACUCUUGUCAGAUGUAGAGGUUGUUUUACAUGACAUACCCGUAGAAGAGAAAAGAGGGCCACCAAAUAAAAACAACUACACAACACGGAAGAAGCUUGCUGCAUUGAAAGAAGAAAAUCAUGAUAGAUGCAAUUACACUUAUUGCUGGCCUAAGGAUUGGUUGCCUAAAGAUUGCAAUAAUUUGAGAAUAUUGGGAGUAAAUUAUUGGAGCACAUUAUCAGAAUGGCUGGAACGGUGUCCUUUACAAGCUGCUGACAUAGCCACAAGAGCUGCUGAUAUGGCUCCAGUCCUGAUAGAUGCUGGCGUAGGCAGUAAACCUGUUGUUUGGCUUGCUCACUCAAUGGGUGGGUUAAUUGUAAAACAAAUGCUUGUUGAAGCAUCGCAGAGUAAGGAACCGUUAUUCAAGAAUCUAUCUUCCAACACUAAAGCUAUUGUGUUCUACAGUACACCUCACAAAGGUAGUGCAUUGGCUACAAUGCCACGUGCUGCAGCUGCUGUCUUUUGGCCUUCAAAUGAUGUGAGACAGCUCCAAGAAAAUUCACCUGAAUUGCUGGACCUUCAUAAAUCUUUUAUAACUUAUGCAGAUGUUUUCGGCUGGGAAACAAUAAGUUUUGCUGAAUCAUUGCCUACUCUGGUCACAACAUUUAAAGUUCCUAUACAUUUUGUCGAGUCUAUAUCUGCUGACUUAGGUAGAGGUGUAUUCUAUAGACUACCACUGGAUCACUUGUGUAUUUGUAAACCUGCCACUAGGCAGUCAGUUUUAUAUACAACAGUAUUAGAUAUAUUGCAAAGAGUUGCAAUGCAAGAUACUGAAUUACAGUAUUCAAACUCCAUUGUGCAAUGGUUGAUGGAUUUGUUUCAUCACCUGUUUAAUAAAAAGUCCAAACAAAUAAUAAAAACUUUUGAUGAAUCAAGAAACUUUGAACGUCUUAGAUGGCUUGAAAAAAUUUUAAUUGAGACAUUUACAGAUGGUUUUGCAGAUUAGUUAAGGAUUGUUAAAUAAUGGUUUUACCCAAAGUGGGAAGUAUUCCUUUAUUGUUUUUCUCCAAUGCAAUUCAAUGAUAUUCUUUACUAUCAUUUUUUAUAUUGUGAACUUACAAUAUAAAAUUUCGUUUUGUUUUUUUUUUAUGAUGAUUCACAUUGUUAUAAUAGGAACCCUAGAAAAAAAAAUGUAAUGCAGAUCAUUUUCAUAUGAUUAACUGAAUCCUAAAUGGUGCUCUGAAUCUCUCACUGUUAAAAUAAAAAUAUAUCCAAAAACAAUUGUACCUAUAUGCUUUCAUUUCAUUGAUGUAAGCCUAUAUGAUUCUUAGGUUCACUUGCAGAAAUUUUGCUAAAUCUCAAUUUAACUAAAUUAAGAUUUAGCCUAUACAAUAAUGUCAAAACAUCAAUGUCAAUUUGAGAUUAUUGUUUAGUUUAUAAGUUAAAUUAAGAUGAGCAAAAUUGCUGCAAGUGGAUCAAUGUUAUGUUGUAAAUGUUAAUUAUUGUUAUCAUGCAAUAAUAUUUGUUGUAUAGCCUGUUACUUUCACCAAACUGUACAGUUUGUAAACAUGAGAAAGCAUAAAUCAAUGCUGGCAGUUUCUCUCAAUUUCCAGUAGGGAUAAGUUGACUUUGUACUCAACAUACAUAUGUAUAGGAUACAUAUAAUAUUAUCUGUAUCACACAAAACUAUUUUGAAUAAUGUUUAUAUCACAAGAAAAAUACACUGUGCUUGUAUCAGAA